Molecule: messenger RNA, 2264 nt
Organism: Gossypium raimondii (Peruvian cotton)
Lineage: Eukaryota; Viridiplantae; Streptophyta; Magnoliopsida; Malvales; Malvaceae
Product: serine/threonine-protein kinase MHK
Exons: 19
Coding region: 688-2001 (437 amino acids)
Biological process (GO): protein phosphorylation; intracellular signal transduction
Cellular component (GO): nucleus; cytoplasm
Molecular function (GO): ATP binding; protein serine/threonine kinase activity
Source: RefSeq, a predicted model, not a curated record
AGAAAGAAAAAACUAUAAUUAUCUUUUUUUAUAAACAAUAUUUUAAUUACUAUUCUAUUUUUCCUUGGUUUCUUCUCCUUCGCUUCUUCUGCGGAAUUCUCUCUCAUAUGGCUUAUCCAGUAAUCUAAAUCUCGCUCUCUUUCUCUCUCUCUCUCUGAUAUUCUUCUCUUUUCAUUGUUUUAAACAACGUUGUUUAUGCAUUGCGAUCUGUUUCUUUUUCUUUCUUAGAUAGUUUACGCGUUUUGCAUUAGGAAGUUGGAGUUUUCGUUUUACUUCCUGUUUGUUUCCCGAGAAAAAGGAGAGUGUUUGUUUACAGACCCGGGUUUUGACAUAUGGGGCAUCAGUUAAUCUGAGUGUAAAGAAAAUGGAUCAACACAGGAAGUUUAAGACUUGUACUGGAGUUCUAUUGGAGGUCUUGUAGAUUCGUUGAUUUUAGAUGAUAAGAGCUGGACGCAGCUUGUAGAAGCUGCAGUUGAGAAUGUUGAUUAUUUUCUGGCUGAUAUUCUAUCAUUCUUACGAUGAGAAGUCUGUUCCUGUUAGUAUCAUACAUUUCAUGCUACAGUCUAGCAGUAAACCAUAUAUGCAAGCUAGUGAUCAAGCCUAUGUCAGUACUGUAGACACCUCUUUUUGGAGGUUGCUAGAACUACAUUGACAAAUUGUUGAUUGUCAUCUGCUACAACUGCAAGAAUGGAGAGGUAUAAAAUUUCGGAGGAGCUUGGAGAUGGUACCUGUGGUAGUGUGUUCAAAGCCUUCAAUAUAGAAACAUUUGAGAUUGUUGCUGUUAAGAAAAUGAAAAGAAAGUUCUACUUUUGGGAAGAGUGUAUGAAUCUAAGAGAAGUUAAGGCCCUUCGUAAACUAAAUCACCCUAAUAUUGUAAAGUUAAAGGAGGUUGUCAGGGAAAACAAUGAACUAUUCUUCAUUUUCGAGUACAUGGAACAUAAUCUUUACCAAAUCAUGAGAGAGCGGCAGGAACCUUUUUCUGAAUGGGAGAUACGCAGCUUCAUGUCUCAGAUGCUGCAAGGGCUUGCUCACAUGCAUAGAAAUGGAUAUUUUCAUCGAGAUUUGAAACCUGAGAAUUUGCUGGUGACAAAGGAUGUUCUGAAAAUUGCGGAUUUUGGACUGGCAAGAGAAGUAUCAUCAAUGCCUCCUUAUACAGAAUAUGUUUCUACUCGAUGGUACCGUUCUCCAGAAGUCUUGUUGCAAUCUUCCUCUUACACUCCUGCUAUUGAUAUGUGGGCUGUUGGUGCUAUAUUAGCGGAGCUUUUUACUUCAUCUCCUAUUUUUCCUGGUGAAAGUGAAAUAGAUCAACUGUACAAGAUAUGCUGUGUUUUGGGUGCGCCUGAUUGGACUUCCUUUCCUGAAGCGACAAACAUCUCUCGUCUAAUCAAUAUUAGUUAUUCAGAGAUUUUACCUACCAACCUAUCAGAUAUCAUUCCUAAUGCCAGCCCGGAGGCUGUUGAUUUAAUCAUGCAACUUUGUUCAUGGGAUCCAUUAAGGAGGCCAACAGCAGAUCAGGCAUUGCAGCAUCCUUUUUUUAAUGUGGAUGCUCGCAUUCCUCAUCCUCGACUGCAUGAUCCACUUGAGCUGAGGCUAAACAACAUGGAGUCAAAGCCAAAUCUUGAGUUGAAUCUAUGGGAUUUCGACACUGAACCUGAUGAUUGUUUUCUGGGCCUGACGCUUGCUGUGAAACCAAGUGUUUCAAAAUUAGAGGCAGUCCAUAAUGGCUCUCAGCGUAUGGAAGAGGAUAUACUGUUUUGUCCCAGUCUGAAAGAUCAUCCAGAGCAAUCAGUUUUUUGGUCAUUGCUUACUCCUGAUCAAAAUGGAAUUCACACACCAGUUGAAUCCUCCUUGUCUCUCUCAUUUAGUUCGAUUCAGCAUCCACCAAUUGGAGUUCCACAAUCUGCUGGGUUCGCAAUCGCAUCAUUGCAGCCUAAUCUCCCAGUUCGUCAAAAUUAUUGGCUGUGGCCUCCCCCUUCCGGCAAGGUUAUCCCCUCUGACUGAGUUGGUUGGAUAAUCUAAUAAGGGCCUGUAGAGAAUUUGUAAUUUAUUUAAUUUGUUUUUGUAAAGUCGGAUCCAUUUAGCACUCUCAUAGCUUCUAUUGUUGUCUAAUCUAAGCUUUGCCUGUAUUGAUCGGCAAAAUAUUUCCUGGGAAAGUUUCUGGGAAGUUUUUCAGAUUUCUAUCACUUCCGAGUAUAGGAAAUUUCACCCUUUGGCUUGAAUAUUGAUAUUGGUUAAUGCAAAUCUUUCUCCCCUCUUUUGUCUCA